Fulmarus glacialis (Northern fulmar) is the source of this 1869-nucleotide messenger RNA. RefSeq names its product putative cation exchanger C521.04c. Gene Ontology annotation, biological process: intracellular calcium ion homeostasis; calcium ion transmembrane transport. Gene Ontology annotation, molecular function: calcium:proton antiporter activity. Lineage: Eukaryota; Metazoa; Chordata; Aves; Procellariiformes; Procellariidae. The record is from RefSeq and is a predicted model, not a curated record. The coding region runs from base 1 to 1869 and encodes 622 amino acids. Gene Ontology annotation, cellular component: endomembrane system; membrane. The transcript is spliced from 16 exons.
AUGUCCUCCCCGUCCUGCUGCCAGCAGCACUCGGAGGAGGUCUGCGAGAGCUGCGUGGUGAAAACCACCCUGACGGCCGAAAACGCCGUGGAGGCCAACAAGCUCUCCAACAACUACAAGUUUGGCUUCAAGAAAUGGAAGAGCCACGUGACAGCACGGCCCUGGGAGGACCGAUCGGAGAUUGUCAAGGAGCUCUACUCCGACCUCAAUGUCAUCCGGGGCUCCGGAGGGCGGCUCUGCUGGGACCUGGCCAGGUAUUUCCUCUGGCCCUUCGGCAAAGUGAUCCAGAAAGUGGAGGUCCCCAAAUCCCGCCAGGCGCUGGGUGCGUGCGAGGCUGGUGUGGGGGAGAGCUCAGCCCUGCUUGGCGGCCCCGUUCCACGCCGCUGGCGCCCUCGGUGCUGGGUGGAUGCCGGAUACUGGCAGUGUGCCGGCACCGUGGCGUGGCUCUGCCUGGGCUACCCAGCGCUGGUGCUGGCCCAUGGGCUGGUGUGCGUCACCGCGUGGCUCCUCGUCAUCCUCAUCCCCGUGGCCAAGCUGAGCGCCCGCACCGCCGCCCGCGUCCUGCUGCUGCCCCCGGAGCGGGUGCUCGUCCGGCGUCUAAGGAUGGAGGGGGGCUCUGUGCGAGGGUCCCGCACCCUGCUCUGGGGUGGAUUUUGGGCCACCCCAGAUCUGCUGCCUCUGGUGCUGGUGACACUGGUGGUGGGCUACGUGGACAGCCACAACCACCUGACCAGCUCCCCCGUCAAGUUCACGUUGGCCCUGCUCUCCAUCAUGCCUCUCUCCUACUACAUCGGGAUGGCCAUCGCCAGCAUCUCGGCCCAGAGCAACUUUGCAGUGGGAGCAGUGGUGAACGCCACGUUCGGCUCCAUCACGGAGCUCACCUUCUACAUCACGGCCCUCAUCAAGGGCUCGCGUGAGGGCAACCGCUGCUACGCCGAGAUCGUCAAGUCGGCGUUGACGGGGACGCUGGUGGGCUGCGUCCUCUUUGUCCCGGGUCUGUGCAUGGUGAUUGGGGGCAUCCGGCACCAGGAGCAACGGUUCAACAGCCGCUCAGCGGGCGUCAGCUCAGCCCUGCUCUUCCUCUCCGUGGGAGGUGUCUUUGCCCCUACGCUCUUCUCCAAGGUGUACGGCAAGCUGGUGUGCGGCGAGUGCCACAACGUCACCCAGAACCCGCUGGGCCACUACCUCUGCCACAACUGUCACUUUGACCUGAUGGAGAACAACGGCACCCUCUACUACAGUCACGUCCAACCCCUGGUGUACACAGUGUCCCUCCUGCUUCCCGCUGCCUACCUCAUCGGCCUCUUCUUCACCCUGAAAACUCACUCGCACAUCUACGACAUCCACAUCAGCGACUGUCACAUGCCUGGCCACCACCACAGUGCUGUGGUCCACUGGUCUCGCUGGCGAGCCCUGGUCAUCCUCCUGCUCUCCACCCUCUGCAUGUCAGCCUGUGCCGACCUGGCCACGGAGCACAUCAGCCCCAUCCUCACCAACUCCACCAUCUCACAGUACUUCAUCGGUGUCACCGUGCUGGCGAUGGUGCCUGAGCUGCCAGAGAUCGUCAACGGCAUCCAGUUCGCCCUGCAGAACAACCUGAGCUUGAGCAUCGAGAUUGGGAACUGCAUCGCCGUCCAGGUCUGCAUGCUCCAGAUCCCCAUCCUGGUGCUCUUCACCAUCUUCUACCCGACCAACUUCACACUUGUCUUCAGCGACCUCCAUGUCUAUGCCAGCAUGUUCAGCGUGGUGCUCAUGAACUACAUCUUCAUGGAUGGCAAAUGUGACUACUUCCAAGGCACGGUGCUGGUGAUGGUCUACUUCAUCCUCCUGGCUGUGUAUUUCUUCGCCCCAUCGCCCAGUGGUUGCUGA